CGAUCUGCGGCAGGUGAUGAAGACAAUCUUGUGCAAUCAAACGGUGAUUGGUGUCCCGAUAACGUUUGCUGGCUACUAUGGAACAAUCCGUGAUUCGGUGCCGGACGUACGCACGCUACCCUCGGUGUAGUUCGGUGUGAUCUUGCGCGAUCUGGUCGUGUGUGUCUUCUUUGCCGAGAUUGGAUUUUACUACAUGCAUCGAUUCUUGCACCUCAAGCCACUGUACAAACUGGUGCAUAAAAAGCACAACGAAAGGACGGGCACCGUUUGCUUCGACCGCUAUGUACUGCCAUCCGAUCGGCCACAUCAUCAGCAAACAUGAUCCCACCAAAGAUCGGCAUACAGCUCAUGAAGGCGCACAUCUUCACCACUGCCAUCUGGUUUCCGUUGGUAAUCCUUAACACGAUUCGGGAUCAUUGUGGCUACCAUUUGCCGUUCUUUCCCAGCUCCGAGUACCACGAUUAUCAUCACGCGAAAUUUACUGAGUGCUUCGGAACGUUCGGGUAUCUCGAUUGGUUGCACGGGACGGACACAACGUUCCGGAAGUCAAAGCAGCACCAGCGUCAUCGUACACUUUGGGGCAUUAAAUCGGCCCGAGAGUUGUAGCCGGAUAGUUAAUCCGAAGCCACCUGUUUGCCAUCCAAAGCUUACGAGUGAGGGUGGUAAGGAAUACCUCGUACUAAAACAUCCAUCGUUCUUUCGUCUUUCUAGCUGUUCUAUUUAAUUACAAACUCAUGUAUUCAAUAAAACCGUUUGGGGGCUCUUCAUCCAAUACGCAUAAUGCUAGGAAACAUAGAAACAAUUCGGCAUUUUACUGGGACCUUUUCUCUACUCAUUUGCUAAACAUUGAUAAUAAACUCAUUUCCGAUUUUUUGGUGUAUACAUUGUAAUUUUAAGCAAGCAGUAAGUAUUUAAUUUAGAUUUAUUUUAAACGUUACCACGUAAGUUUUCAACCAGCAUACACGGGUGUUACAUACAUUUUGUAUGGAGCAUGACGUUCCUCUUCUGCUUCUUUUCUUAUUGUGCUUAUUUUUGAGUAAAAUUCAAUGGACUUAAAAUUUAAAAAUGAAUCGUUAGUUUUAUC
Anopheles moucheti is the source of this 1084-nucleotide messenger RNA. RefSeq names its product fatty acid hydroxylase domain-containing protein 2-like. Gene Ontology annotation, molecular function: C-4 methylsterol oxidase activity. Lineage: Eukaryota; Metazoa; Arthropoda; Insecta; Diptera; Culicidae. The record is from RefSeq and is a predicted model, not a curated record. Gene Ontology annotation, biological process: sterol biosynthetic process. Bases 319 to 606 code for a protein of 95 amino acids. The transcript has 2 exons.